UUUCAGUCUAAAAAGAAACACUCAUAUAUGUGUACACUUUACACUUCACACUUAAUACACAAAUAUAUAUUUCCCCUUUUGACCCUCUUGGAAUAGCAAAGAUGCCCGAGGAGAAGAUGGUCGCUGCUGGGUCGUACAGGCUGAGGAAGCAGUUCCGGAACGAGACCUACAGACGAAAGGAAAAGGAUAUGCCCUGGACAAAAAAAAUACUCGAUCUGGACCAGAAGAAGCUAUUUGGGAGGACGGCCUGGGCCUGGUUCCGGAUAAUCGGAUUCUACAUGGUCCUCUAUCUUUUGAUCACGAUAAUCGUAAUCUUCUGGUACACGCUCUUCAAGCUGGUGGUCCUUGAGAAGGAUAGGCCGCAUUGGCUGAAGGAUGCUCCGGGCCUGUCGGUGUUUCCCACAAACGAGUCCACUGUUAGCUACUAUAAGAACCUGAUGUCUGAGAUUGUUCCCCUGGUUGACAAGAUCGAUGAUGUGCUCUACAGGCUUAAGGACAACGCUAUGGAGUAUUUCAGUUAUUGCAACGACGACGAGGCGUGGGGCUUUUCUGUGGGCAGGCCCUGUUUUUUUAUUAAACUGAACUAUGUUUACGGUUUUACGGCCCAUACGUACGACAGCGUCAGCGAUCUGCCCAACAAUGCUCCGGCGGAGCUGGAGGAGCACGUCCAAAAAUUUGCUGGAACCAACAGGAUCUGGCUCACGUGCAAAGUAACCGAGGGACCCUCUCCGAAAAUUGAGUACAUCCCGGGGCCGUACUACACCAUUUCCCAUACAAUGACCGGCACGCAGCGAGUAGUUGCAGUCCAGCUGAAUGAUUUGGUACCGAAUUCCGAAGUUUUCAUUACCUGCACGGCUUGGGCUAGAAACCUUCCCAUUGACCUCCAGUACAAUGGCAAGGGUCACGUCAAGUUCUCGAUUAAUAUGCGUGUGGGCACUAAACAGGCACCGGAACCUUUGAAUCAAAGCCCCAUGACUCAUUCGAAAGAAAAAAUGGACACUUCGGCACCGGAGCCCCACAAUCUAAACGCCGCUCUUCUGGAUAUGCCUCCAGAGGUAGAACCACCGGCAGAAUCGGUUAAUGUCGGUCGCGAACCCCUCAUGGAGCCACCGGAGACUGGCCCUGGUCCGGAUCUUCUGGAUAUGCCCUCUCCACCAGAGCUGGAACCACCGGAAGAAGGGGUUGAUGGAAGCCGUGUCUCCCCCAUGAAGCCACCGGAGAGUGGUCCUGAUUACGGCCCACCGACGGAACCUCCUAGUUGAUCACCACCUGACAACAAAUUGUGAUUGCUCUUUGGUCAAGUCAAAAUACCCACUGACCAGGUAAAAUUCCGGUGAUGAGCUGCAGAAUCUUGUUUCGCGGAAUUUUGCCUUGUCAUAAGGUUUUUUACUUGAAAUCCGUAAUUUUGCACCUCUGUACAUUAUAGAAACUUAAUAACCGUCUACCACUUUGUCUACAGUGGAGUUUUUAUUUAUAAAUAAAUUAAACGUAAAUUUUG
Molecule: messenger RNA, 1498 nt
Organism: Drosophila ananassae
Lineage: Eukaryota; Metazoa; Arthropoda; Insecta; Diptera; Drosophilidae
Product: sodium/potassium-transporting ATPase subunit beta-2
Exons: 1
Coding region: 102-1262 (386 amino acids)
Biological process (GO): intracellular potassium ion homeostasis; potassium ion import across plasma membrane; sodium ion export across plasma membrane
Cellular component (GO): sodium:potassium-exchanging ATPase complex
Molecular function (GO): ATPase activator activity
Source: RefSeq, a predicted model, not a curated record